CUGAGAGGCGCGAAAGUGCCGGUGAGAGUUGAAGGCUCGUGUUUUUAAGUGUUUCAAAAUAAACAUGGCGGAGAAUGAGAAUGAGCAAGUGUCAGGAUCCCAUCAGGAUGACCAGCCUCCCAAUCCUGUCAGCUUCAGUUUCAUGGUGCCAAAGAAGGAGAUCAGCAUGGUGUCUGAUAUGGGCAAAUGGAAAAGAUCGCAGGCAUAUGCAGACUACAUGGGAUUCAUUCUGACCCUCAAUGAAGCUGUGAAGGGAAAGAAACUUACAUGUGAUUACCAGGUGUCUGAGACAGUGGAGAGGUUGCUUGCUUUGUUGGACACUUUAGAUUGCUGGAUCGAUGAGAUGCCACCAGUAGACCAGCCUUCUCGCUUUGGCAAUAAAGCCUUCCGUAACUGGUAUUCCAUGCUACAACAGCGGGCUGAGAAUCUGGUCACUAUUGUUCUCCCAGAAGACUGUCAUGGUGCUGCUCCAGAGAUAGCAGAGUACCUGUUAGAGUCUGUGGGCAAUUCCACCAGAAUUGACUAUGGCACCGGUCAUGAGGCUGCGUUUGCUACAUUCCUUUGCUGCCUUUGUAAGGUGGGAGCACUACGUAUGGAGGACCAGCUGGCCAUUGUAUUUAAAGUGUUUGACAAGUAUCUGCGAUUGACGCGCAGACUGCAGAAAACAUACAGAAUGGAGCCAGCGGGAAGCCAGGGGGUGUGGGGUCUCGAUGACUUUCAGUUUCUUCCCUUCAUAUUGGGCAGUUCACAGCUUAUAGACCACCCAACCCUGGAGCCCAGGCACUUCUUGGAGGAGAAGGUUGUGAAUGAGCAUCAUCAAGACUACAUAUUUCUGGAGUGCAUUAAAUUCAUCAAUGAGAUGAAAACAGGCCCCUUUGCCGAACACUCUAACCAGCUUUGGAACAUCAGUGCUGUUCCUUCCUGGUCCAAAGUCAAUCAAGGCCUCAUACGAAUGUACAAAGCAGAAUGUCUAGAAAAAUUCCCAGUCAUCCAGCAUUUCAAGUUUGGCAGCCUGCUCUCCAUCCAGCCAGUCAAACCAUGAGAGACAACAAAAAGAGUCCACUCCUUGUCCGAUAGCACAACCAAACCUCCAACUUUGGACAAAACCACUUCUUCACACUCAAAACCUUAAAAUGUAUCCUCUACACCAGAGGUGGUCAGUUUUGCUCCUGUAGAUCUACUUUCUUCUAGAGUUCAGUUCCAACCCUGCCUCUAAUACAUGUUAUUCAUGUGGACCUUGAUUAUUCGGUUUAGGUAUGUUUUAGUUGCAUUUAACUAAACUCUGCAGGAAGGUAGAUUUCCAGAAGCAGGAUUGAAAUCUCCUGCUCUACACAAUCUACUAGAUCUGUAUAUGACAUAAAUCCCACAUCUGAUGGUGACAUCACUAAUUGAUUCAAUUUGUCUAUAUGGUUUUAUUUAUCCAUUUCCUGCAAGCAGGAAGUUGAACUGCUUCUCAGACAUAUGCAGUGAGAACCUUUGAUGCUGUAAUGCACAUACAUCUUCAUUUGGAUUGGCAUUUAUAUUAUUUAUUUUUGUGUAUAAAAAGAACAGAGCUUGUCACAAUGAUGCUUGGUUUUCGUUUAAUGUACAGGAUUUGAUUUCCUGUCUGUAAAAUUUCGGAAACCAAUUAACAAUGUGUGUUUGUAAAGUACUGUUUAAAAAGGCACAUCUAUAGUGAACUUAGAGUGACUGAGUUGUUUUUCAGUUAGCAAAGAUUGCUGAGGCAAGUGUUAGGUGUAAAUAAUUUUGCUAAAUGUGUUACUUUACCCAUGUGAGACAUGAAAGAUUUGUUGACCAUUUUUUAUUAAUAUUUUUUCCUAUCUUUCAUAUUCACUAAAAAUAGAACAAAUUGUUGCAAAACAAUAGCUUUUCGUGUAAAAUUUAAUUAAGACUAAGAAAGGUUGUUAAAGAAUGUGUUUAUAGUUUUCUAACAGCUAUAUGUAUCUAAUAGCAUAGUCUUCCAUUUGCUUAAAGCAAAUAACUUGGCACCAGCAAUUUAGCUAUUACACUAAAAUAGUGAAACUAUUUUGAUUUCUAAACUACAUACUGUGUAAAUAAAUGGUUUCAGUUUGCUUCAGAAUUGUCUCUGCAUCUCAACACAGAGGGGUGUCACUAUAAAGAACUUGGUACAUUAUAUUAAAAUUACUGAAUUUUGUUACGCAAAUGCUGUGGUGGUGUACGCUUUUAGAAAAAUUUUCUUUGGCACAAAUAUUUAUCCCAUUUUACCUCGCAGAGUAAGUUUUUAUAGUUCAGCAUGUUAAUGUGUCAUAAAUCAAGAAUUAAAGGUGAAAUUCACCCAAAAAUGAAAAUUCUCUCAUUCUUUACCCACCCUCAUGAUAUACCAGAUGUGUAUGAACACAAACAAAGAUUUUUAGAAGAAGAAUAUUUCAGCUCUGUAUCUCAAUAAGUGAAUGGAUAAUUUCUUUCAAGUAAUCCAUAUGACUCCAGUCGUAUUGUCCAUAGCUUCAGAAGUGAAAUGGCAGGUGUGGGUGAGAAACAGAUCAAUAUAUAAGUAAUUUAUUGCAAUAAAUUCUUCUCUCUGCCUGGUAGGUGGCAAUAUGCACAAAUAAUGUGUAUCACCAAAAGAAGAAGAAGAAAGUAAAAGUGGAGAUUGAUCAUAAAAAAGGACUUAAAUAUUGAUCUGUUUCUCACCCACACAUAUCAUAUAACUUCUGAUGAUAUAGUUUUAACCACUGGAGUCAUAUGGAUUAUUUUUAUGCUGCCUUUAUGUGCUUUCGAAUCCUCAAAAUUUUGGUACCCAUUCACUUGCAUUGUGAAGACCAACAGAGUUUAAAUAUUCUUAUAAAAAUAUCUAUGUUUGUUUUCUGUAGAAAAAAGUAAGUCAUACACAUCUGGGAUGGCAUGUGGGUGAGUAAUUGAUUAGAGAAUUUUAAUUUUCAUGUGAACUAUCUCUUUUAAUGAUUUUGAAAUGAGAGACAUGUAAAAAUUGGCAUUUUAA
Xyrauchen texanus (razorback sucker) is the source of this 2959-nucleotide messenger RNA. RefSeq names its product serine/threonine-protein phosphatase 2A activator-like. Gene Ontology annotation, molecular function: peptidyl-prolyl cis-trans isomerase activity; protein tyrosine phosphatase activator activity. The coding region runs from base 65 to 1042 and encodes 325 amino acids. Gene Ontology annotation, cellular component: nucleus; cytoplasm; protein phosphatase type 2A complex. The record is from RefSeq and is a predicted model, not a curated record. The transcript has 10 exons. Gene Ontology annotation, biological process: mitotic spindle organization. Lineage: Eukaryota; Metazoa; Chordata; Actinopteri; Cypriniformes; Catostomidae.